Molecule: messenger RNA, 5046 nt
Organism: Aspergillus lentulus
Lineage: Eukaryota; Fungi; Ascomycota; Eurotiomycetes; Eurotiales; Aspergillaceae
Product: aminophospholipid-translocating P4-type ATPase DNF3
Biological process (GO): endocytic recycling; post-Golgi vesicle-mediated transport; phospholipid translocation
Cellular component (GO): plasma membrane; trans-Golgi network
Molecular function (GO): ATPase-coupled intramembrane lipid carrier activity; ATP hydrolysis activity; magnesium ion binding
Source: RefSeq, a predicted model, not a curated record
AUGUCCGGACACUAUGCAUCAAGAAACGAGACUCGGAUCACGGAGGACACGGUUCAAGAGGAGGAUCAGGCAUUGACCGAGCAGAAUCCAACACGCAGCUCAAAUAUUUCGGCGAGUCAGUCCCCGAAUAACGGGCCUGCACGGGAAAAUGUCGCUCAUCCUCGAUCUUCCAUGUCGCCGUCCCGAAUGUCGUCGGAUCUCGGCCGAAGGCCAUCUCAGCAGCGAAAUGUGCGGUUUUCAACGGACCUCGACCGGCCCAUUGUGGAGGAAUCCAGGAAUACUCGACCUGCCUCCAGGGGCCUAACAAUCGAUACGAGUAUCACGAACACUGCUGUCUCCCCAGUGCGUUCGCCUGUUACAUCACCAGAGCGCGGGCAGACUUCACCACUAUCCCCCAAUAGCGCUCUUUCCCCAACGUCUCCGCAAAGUCCAGAUGUCGGUCGCUCACGAUCCCGUAAUCGCGGAUAUUCACUUCGGCGUACAAUUUUCGCAAAGAACAUCCAGACGCAAGAUGUAACAUCACCGGGGGCUAUUGAACUGGGCCCAGCGGUUGGCUCGCAGCAGCUACCGGAGACUUCGACAGCGAAUGAUCAGCCACAGGCGACAGGAGACGAGAAACACUCGGAAGUCGUGCGCCCAGCAAUCACGUCGGAAUCUUCACCCAAAGAUGACGGCUCGACGACAUACUACUCUGAUCCCAAGGACGGCAGGCAUCUUUCUAUGAGUGUUUCGUAUGAGAGAUGGUUGAAGCGGAAGGCUGCUUGUACUAUGUUCAUGGUGCGACUAGAGAACGCGAUUGAAACGGUGCGCAAGGCCAUCCUUCGGAUCAAGGAUAUUCCUCCCACCAAAGACGGCCGUCAUAUUGAUCUCGAUGUGACGCGCACCGAGGACUUGAUUGACGAAAGGACUGGUAAGCCAUAUGUUGGAAACUGGAUUCGAUCCAGUCGUUAUAGCUUCUGGAGUUUCUUUCCCAGGCAAUUGUUCGCUCAGUUCACCAAGUUGGCCAACUUCUAUUUCUUGGUCGUGGCUAUCCUGCAGAUGAUCCCGGGUUUGAGUACCACAGGUACUUUUACUACACUGAUCCCUCUUUUGAUUUUCGUUGGUAUCUCAAUGGGCAAAGAAGGGUUUGACGAUUGGCGUCGUUAUCGCUUGGACAAGGAGGAGAAUAAUCGUCUUGCAUCUGUUCUUCGUCCUGGUGCCAGUCUUACCGCUGCUGCCGCCACUGGCGCCAGCGACACCGUUUCUGUUUCAAGCGAUGCGCAGAAUUGGGCUCUCAUCAAGUGGCAGGACAUCAAGGUCGGAGAUGUGAUCAAACUCGAGCGUGACCAGCCUGUCCCAGCUGACAUUGUCUUACUCCAUGCAAAUGGGCCCAACGGCGUAGCUUACAUUGAGACCAUGGCCCUAGAUGGCGAGACCAAUCUCAAGAGCAAGCAGCCUUGCCAGCCAGUGGCUAAAGUGUGCGGGACGGUCGAAGACAUCUGCAGCAAUUCCAUUCACUUUGCCGUGGAGGACCCGAACAUCGAUCUGUACAAAUUUGAUGGCAAUGUGAUUGUGAACGCGGAGAAGCUGCCCCUGACGAAUACUGAAGUUGUUUACCGCGGCAGUAUUCUUCGAAAUACCGAACGCGCCCUUGGUAUGGUCAUCUACACUGGCGAGGAGUGCAAGAUCCGAAUGAAUGCCAACAAGAACCCUCGGAUAAAGUCGCCGUCGCUGCAGGCAAAGGUCAAUCGGGUCGUUAUGCUGAUUGUUUGCCUCGUCAUUAUCCUGGCGGUUGCUUGUACUGUUGCGUACAAAUAUUGGUCACAGGAUGUUGAGCGCCGCGCUUGGUAUCUUGAAAAGGCUAAUGUUGACUACGGCCCCAUUUUUACUUCGUUCCUGAUCAUGUUCAAUACAAUGAUUCCUAUCUCGCUUUAUGUGAGUAUGGAGAUCGUCAAAGUUGUUCAGAUGUUCUUGUUGAACGACAUCGACAUGUAUGAUGAGGAAACCGACACACCCCUCGAAGCGCGAACAUCCACGAUCAACGAGGAACUGGGACAGGUCAGCUAUAUCUUUUCUGACAAGACCGGAACAUUAACGAACAACUCGAUGCGCUUCCGUAUGAUGAGCGUGGCUGGGACCGCCUGGUUUCAUGACUUCGAUCUGCGUGAAGAAGCUGCGAGAGAAGGUGAUCGAAAGAUGUUGAUCCACAAGAAACGGAGUGUCAAAGGCAAGAAGGCUAUGGCUCGUAAGUCCUACGCUUCAGAUACUCGAGAAGUGUUAAGACCCUCGAAUGUGUCGAACGCUCUGGAGGUGUCUGGUUCGAUGUCCAUGGGCCCUCGAAAGAUUGCAAAAUCCAUGGCCGAUCGGCGUACCACCGAUAUGUUGAGAUACAUCCAACUCAAGCCCUACACCGUGUUCGCGCGGAAAGCCAAGCUGUUCCUGCUGGCAAUAGCGUUGUGCCAUACAUGCAUACCGGAGAAGGACGAGUCUGGAAACGUUUCUUUCCAGGCAGCAUCCCCUGAUGAACUAGCUCUGGUGAUGGCUGCGCAGGACCUCGGAUACCUCGUCAUUGAUCGACAACCAAACACCCUGACGAUUCGGACUUACCCCAAUGGUCCAGAAGAAGAGCACCAAGAUGAGGUCUAUGAAAUUUUGGACGUCAUCGAGUUCACAAGCACUCGGAAACGCAUGUCUGUUGUGGUUCGAAUGCCGGACCAACGCAUCUGUCUUUUCUGCAAGGGUGCUGAUAGCACCUUGAUGCGGUUGCUCAAACGCUCCUCUCUUGCUCAUGAAAAAGCAGUCGAGAUUGAGCGGCGUGCCAGCAAACGCAAGGCAGCCGAGGCAAAUCAGGUAAUGAGACGAAAUAGUGAGCACCAGAGUCGGAAGGAUAGUGGAGUCAGAUCCAGCUUCAGCCGGCCAAGCUUCAGUCGUCCCAGCUUCGGUCGACCUAGCAUGACAAAGAACAGACGCUCCAGUGUUUCCGGGCAGAACGUCUCUGUGUUGAGAGAAAGCAUCGAUGUAUGGCUUCGUGAUCGUGAGACUGAUGGUGGUCUUUUGACAAGGGAAUAUGAUGAUGAGUACUAUAGCCCACGUCCGUCUGCUCAGCUUGGCAGGCAAUCCACGUCUUUCUCAGACUCGGGAAGCUCUGUCAACGAGGAGGACCAAGACGAUCUGGUCGAGGAGGCGCUGGUCGUAAACGAAUCGGCAGUCUUUGAGAGGUGCUUCCAGCAUCUGAAUGAUUUUGCUACGGAGGGCUUACGGACGCUCAUGUAUGGCCAUCGUUUCCUCGACGAUUCCACGUAUCACGAGUGGAAGGCGGCCUUUCAUGAGGCUAGCACCAGUCUCAUUGACCGUCAGGAAAAGAUCGAGAAGGUUGGUGCUCAAAUUGAAGAACAGCUCGAAUUGACUGGGGCUACCGCGAUUGAGGACAAGUUGCAAAAGGGUGUACCCGAGGCCAUUGACAAAUUGAGACGCGCCAAUAUCAAGUUGUGGAUGCUCACCGGCGACAAACGUGAAACCGCCAUCAACGUCGGGCACUCUUGCCGUCUGGUCAAAGACUACUCUUCUCUUGUCAUUCUCGACCAUGAAACUGGAGAUGUUGAACGCUCAAUCUUGAAGAUGACUGCAGAUAUUAGUCGAGGAUCUGUGGCUCACUCUGUCGUCGUUGUUGAUGGACAAACUCUGUCGAUCAUCGAAUCCGACGAGACUCUCCGAGCUCAGUUCUUCAAGCUGGCCAUCUUGGUUGAUACUGUCAUCUGCUGCCGUGCAAGUCCAAAACAAAAGGCAUUCCUUGUCAGAUCCAUCCGGCUUCAAGUCAAGGAUUCUGUCACUCUUGCGAUUGGUGAUGGUGCCAAUGAUAUUGCCAUGAUCCAGGAGGCCCAUGUUGGAAUUGGUAUCACUGGGAAGGAAGGCUUGCAAGCAGCUCGGAUCUCCGAUUACUCGAUUGCCCAGUUCAGAUUCUUGCUGAAGCUACUACUCGUUCACGGGCGGUGGAAUUACAUCCGAGCCUGCAAAUACACGCUUGGUACGUUCUGGAAGGAAAUGCUGUUUUACUUGACCCAGGCACUGUAUCAGCGUUGGAACGGCUAUACUGGAACCAGCUUGUACGAGCCAUGGAGUUUGAGUAUGUUUAAUACUCUGUUCACAUCGCUCGCUGUUAUCUUUCUUGGUAUAUUCACGAAAGACUUGUCUGCGUCCACGCUGUUGGCUGUCCCAGAGUUAUACACCAAAGGUCAGCGGCAUGGCGGGUUCAACAUCAAGCUCUACCUUGGAUGGACGUUCAUGGCCACCUGUGAAGCUAUGAUUGUGUUUUUCGUCAUGUAUGGACUUUUCGGAAACGUCCUCUUCACAAAUACUGGAAGCGACAUCUUCUCGGCCGGGCUUGUCACCUACUCCGCUUGCGUCAUCAUCAUCAACACCAAACUACAGGCCUUGGAGGUGCAUAACAAGACCUACCUCUCUCUGAUCGUCAUUGUGAUUUCAGUUGGAGGAUGGUUCUUAUGGAACCUGAUUCUCUCCCGCCGGUACCAGAUCAAAUCUGGCAAUGGCAUUUAUCACGUGCCGGGCAACUUCAUCUUGCAUUCCGGCCGCGACCUGGCUUUCUGGGCGGUUCUCUUCGUUACAGUCGUCGCUGUUGUUGUCUUCGAGGUGUCUGUCAGCGCGAUCAGAGCGAACCUCUUCCCCACAGACGUCGACAUCUUCCAAGAGUACGAGCAGGACUUGGAAAUCCGGAAGAGAUUUGAAGAGGCCGCCGCGUCUGAAUUACAGCAAGGCUGGGAUCGUGGCAAGAAGAAGUCGAGCUUCGAGCUGGCUCAAGAGGCGGCGGAGACGGAGGCGCGCGAGAAACAUGUCCAAGAGCUUCUGGCGCGGCCCAGAGUCAUGACCAAGACCGGUUCUGGCCAGAUUGAAAUGCAAGAAAUCGAUCUGAGCGAGUUGAACAGUUCCAGCAGGGAUGUCUCUGGACACGCGACGGAAGAUGAGGGAACGAGCACGCCACGCCGAUCGGUGGAGAUUCACGAGUUGUUUUCCAAAGGGUUUGGCGCCAUUCGAAAGGGCCAGCUGAAAUGA